Lodderomyces theae is the source of this 564-nucleotide messenger RNA. RefSeq lists its product as uncharacterized. NCBI's taxonomy places the organism in Eukaryota, Fungi, Ascomycota, Pichiomycetes, Serinales, Debaryomycetaceae. Gene Ontology annotation, biological process: mitochondrial translational termination. Bases 1 to 564 code for a protein of 187 amino acids. The transcript has a single exon. Gene Ontology annotation, cellular component: mitochondrial large ribosomal subunit. The record is from RefSeq and is a predicted model, not a curated record. Gene Ontology annotation, molecular function: translation release factor activity.
AUGUUGCAAAGUCGAUUGCCACCAUCUUUUAGGAUACAGAUCAGCAGUCUCAGGUACCUGUGUUACCGGCUUUACUCCAACUCACUGGAAAUUGCUCAGUCAAAAGAAUGGCUAGAUACCUUUGAUAGCUCGCAGAUUCCAAGACAUUUGUUCAGCAUUUCCUACAGUAGAUCUUCGGGACCGGGAGGCCAAAAAGUCAAUAAAACAUCCUCAAAAGCGACUGUAGCUUUGGGCGAGGGCGAAUGGCUACAAAGCUCAACGAGCUAUUGGAUACCUUCACCCAUACGACAACAACUUCAAGAAAACCCAAUACGUUACGAGACGAAAUCCAAAGGACUACUAAUUCAGUGCGAUACGAGUAGAAGCAGAGACCAAAACACUGAGGAAUGCUUUUCGAGGCUAUUGGCGGAAAUCAAGUCAAAAGUGUACUUUCCGGGGGAGGUCAAGGAAGAAGACAAAGCUAAAUGGGUUCAAUUGGAGGCAGAUUUCAAGGAACGAAAAAAGUUUAAUAAACAGAAACAAUCUGAAAAGAAACGAAACCGGGUUAAAAAGUUUGAUUUAUGA